GGACUGUUCAAUGGACUUUAAAACUUAUAUUUGUUUGGUAUGCGGCUGGAUAUAUGACGAAGCUGCUGGUGUUCCUGAUGAUGGCAUUGCGCCAGGCACGAAGUGGGAAAACGUUCCAGUUAGCUGGCUACUUCAUGACAGCCGUGCGCGACAAAACGUUAUACGAAAAUAACAAAUUGGAAAAACGCUUAUGCCGCCAAGUGGGGCAAGCCAUUGGCGAUUAUAACAUGAUUGAAAAUGGUGACAAAGUCAUGGUUUGUUUGUCAGGUGGUAAAGACAGCUUUGCAAUGCUUGAUAUUUUGCUCAAACUCAAAACUCGUGCCCCGAUCGAUUUUAGUAUCGUGGCCGUUAACCUCGAUCAAAAACAACCUGGCUUCCCAGAACAUGUCUUGCCGAACUAUUUGCAAAAGCUCGGUAUUGAUUUUCAUAUUGAAAAUCAAGAUACUUAUAGCAUCGUCAAAAAAAUUAUUCCAGAAAAUAAAACUACGUGUUCUUUGUGUUCAAGACUGAGGCGUGGGAUUUUGUAUCGGGUCGCUAGUGAGUUAGGCGCUCAUAAAAUUGCCCUUGGACAUCAUCGAGAUGAUAUUUUAGAAACAUUUUUGCUCAAUUUUUUUUACGGUGGCACGCUCAAAGCGAUGCCACCUAAAUUGCGCUCUGAUGAUGGUCGUCAUGUUGUGAUUAGACCUUUGGCCUAUGUUGAUGAAAAUGAUCUUAUUCGAUAUGCUAAGGUGCAAGAUUUCCCCAUUAUUCCUUGUAAUUUGUGCGGUAGUCAGGAGAAUCUGAAAAGAGUCGAAAUGAAGCAACUUCUCCAUGAGUGGCGCAAAAAAUACCCAGGGCGCGUUGAAACCAUGUUUAAUGCCUUAUCAAAGGUAACCCCAUCACACCUGCUUGACACCAAACAGUAUGAUUUUGUUGGGCUUCCCAAUAGUCGCGUCGACCAAGAAGAACAAGUGAUGACGUUUGCCAAUAAAAACUUGGGUUUGGAGGACGCUUUCCCCUUAUUUGAGGAUGCU
Messenger RNA from Darwinula stevensoni, 1013 nucleotides. The record is from the annotation of a GenBank genome assembly. Lineage: Eukaryota; Metazoa; Arthropoda; Ostracoda; Podocopida; Darwinulidae.